Molecule: messenger RNA, 735 nt
Organism: Necator americanus (New World hookworm)
Lineage: Eukaryota; Metazoa; Nematoda; Chromadorea; Rhabditida; Ancylostomatidae
Exons: 1
Coding region: 1-735 (244 amino acids)
Source: RefSeq, a predicted model, not a curated record
AUGUGGAUCUCCCUUUUUAUACAACAACACGGUCUUGCUGGUCUUCCACUGUUUAGGAACCUUGCAUUCCGACAGAUAACGAAAGAGCCUCGCCAGGGUGUUGAUGAGUACUGGCGGAAGGCUCUUCAGGUGUUCUGGUCUUAUUCUGUGAGACCGGGUGCCGUACGAUUUCUUACCGACAUGAUAGCAUGUCGUAUUUCGGACGGGAGAACCUCUGGAAUGACUUGUCCAUCUUCCCCAGAUGGUGAGGAGGCAAGGGACAUGGCUGUCGAAGAGAUCAGAGUAGAAGUCGUAGAUGAUUUUCUCCAUCCCCCUUCUCGAUGCAAUGGCUGUUCCCUUUGGGUUCCGGAGAGCAGUCAUCCUCGUCUUGCGCCUGGCGAAGUCUCGACGGGCAUAGCGGAUGCUUUUCCCCGCCUCUGCAGCUUCAGCCAGCACUUCUGCUCUUCUCUCUUAAGGUCUUCUUUAUCGCCUCUCGGCAAAGCCUUCGAGCUCGGACGUGAGUUCUUGGUUCCCUGCGGCUCGUGCUGCUCCACGCUGGCGUAUCAGCUCAAGAGUUUCAAGAGACAGGCGUCUCCUGGUGGUUUUAAAACUCUCAGCCUUCUUCGCGCAGUCGUGAAGGUGUUCGACAAGCCGGUCAUAUUCCUCGUCGAUGUUGUCCAUUGCAGAAUCUUCCCAAAAGCCGGCCAGCGUAGCGAAGAGAUCCCAGUUGAUGGUAGUCCUGGGAUUUCUCUCUGA